Ricinus communis (castor bean) is the source of this 1567-nucleotide messenger RNA. RefSeq names its product G-type lectin S-receptor-like serine/threonine-protein kinase SD2-5. NCBI's taxonomy places the organism in Eukaryota, Viridiplantae, Streptophyta, Magnoliopsida, Malpighiales, Euphorbiaceae. Bases 189 to 1442 code for a protein of 417 amino acids. Gene Ontology annotation, biological process: protein phosphorylation. Gene Ontology annotation, molecular function: ATP binding; protein kinase activity. The transcript has a single exon. The record is from RefSeq and is a predicted model, not a curated record.
GGUACAUUGACUUGAUGGUUAUUGUUCCACGAGGUUACAUACUUGCAUGUCAACGAAGUCAUCUCUAUCCAUCGGUACCUUGUGUUCCGUGAAGAAGUUUGCAAACUUCAUAACCAAUUAACCAGUUACCAGUAGCAGUCCCUCCAAAAAACAACAAAACAAAAACCGGUAGUAGUAGAAAAGAAGUUAUGGCUUUGUUCUCCUCGCCACUUGUAAGGAUUACAUGCCUUUUUAUUAUUGUUCUGUCGAUUAUGGGAGCCAUAUCAGUGGUUUUAUAUCUUUGGGUACCAGGGGUAUCGGCUAUUGUAGCAGUUGUGGUCGCAGGUGCGGUUGUGAUUGUUGUCUACGUAUUCAUUAUGCGCAGUAAGAGAAGGAAAAGAAUUGUUAGUGAUCAAGAGAUAGGGAUGGUAGAUGAAGGGUUAGAAGAUGACUUGAAUCAACUAUCAGGACUACCCUUGAGAUUCACUUACGAACAACUAAGAAUCGCAACCAAGAAUUUUGAGAAAAAGCUUGGAAAUGGUUCUUUUGGGACGGUUUUUGAAGGAGCACAAGAAAAUGGGAGAAAAAUUGCUGUGAAGCGCUUAGAGGCUUUAGGUCAAGGGAAGAAGGAGUUUCUGGCAGAGGUCAAGACUGUAGGAAGUAUCCACCAUCUUAAUCUGGUUACACUAAUCGGAUUCUGCGUGGAAAACAGCCACAGGCUGCUGGUGUAUGAGUUCAUGUCCAAUGGAUCGUUGGACAAAUGGAUUUUCUACAAGGAUCAACCUCUUCUAGAUUGGCAAACUAGAAAAGCAAUUAUCCUUGGCAUAGCAAAAGGGCUAGUAUACCUUCAUGAAGAGUGUAAAUGGAAAAUAGUCCACUUAGAUAUUAAACCCCAAAACAUCUUAUUAGAUGAGAACCUACAAGCAAAAAUAUCUGAUUUUGGCAUGUCUACUUUGAUUGAGAGAGAUCAAAGUCAAGUAGUGACUGCGAUCAGAGGAACUUUUGGAUAUAUGGCUCCUGAAUUGUUAAAUUCCAUCAUAACAAAGAAGGCAGAUGUUUAUAGCUUUGGGGUUGUGGUUAUGGAAAUAGUUUGUGGGAGGAGGAACAUAGAUAGGUCACUGCCAGAAGAGUGCAUGUUUUUGCUACUGAUGUUCAUGAGAAAUGCGAAGGAGGAUCAAUGGAGUGAUAUGAUUGACAAAAACUGUGAGGACAUGCAGUUGCACAGAUUAGAAGUUGUGGAGAUGAUGAAGGUUGCAGUUUGGUGUCUGCAAAAUGAUUACAAAAGGAGGCCUUCCAUGUCAACUGUUGUUAAGGUUUUAAAUGGUACCAUGAAAGUGGAAGCUGACUUAGACUAUAGCAUUCACUAUCCAGCAACUCCGGCAGCUACCAAGAGGGAGGAGGAGGAGUUGGGAUAUGCAAGUGCAACUCCAUUACUUCCGUGGACUCUAUCAGGACCCAGAUGAGAAUUAAAGAAAGGGCAUAUUCUUAUUUCAAUCACCUACUUGUUACUGUUAUCUUACAUGUUCAUAUGUUGGUCAUCUUCCAAGUUGAAAUACUAUCAAAUAAAAUACAUUUUCAUUUAUUUUAA